UUUUUUUGCUCGUGGGUCCCUUCUACCUGUGUCCAUCGCUGCAGGUUGUUGUGCUGGCGAGCAAUUGGGCUGUUGUUGAUAUGCUAAUGAGGCGAUUAGACUGUGGGUAAAGAGCUGGAAAAGGGAAAAGUUUCCACCAUUAGAGGGAGAUCUCCGAGCGCGGACGGGAGCGCUGCCGAGCCUCCGCCAGCCGCGCUCCCCACGCCGCCCGGCACCGCCACCGUAGGGAGAGGCAAGGCAGGGAGAACCAAAUCCUCUCUCUCACGCCAAUCCAUGAAAAUGCUUUGGAAACUGACGGAUAAUAUCAAGUAUGAGGAAUGUGAGGAGCGCCACGACAGUACCAGCAACGGGACAGCCCGGCUACCCCAGUUGGGGACCGUGGGUCAGUCUCCCUACACCAGCGCCCCACCGCUCUCCCACACCCCCAACGCCGACUUCCAGCCCCCUUACUUUCCCCCCCCUUACCAGCCCAUCUACCCCCAGUCUCAGGACCCCUACUCCCACGUGAACGACCCGUACAGCCUCAACCCCCUCCAUGCCCAGCCACAGCCCCAGCAUCCAGGAUGGCCGGGACAGAGGCAGAGCCAGGAGACGGGGCUGCUCCACACGCACCGGGGUUUGCCCCACCAGCUCUCGGGGCUCGACCCACGCAGGGACUACCGGCGGCACGACGACCUGCUGCACGCCCCGCACGGGCUGGGCUCGGGGCUGGCCGACCUGCCCCUCCACUCCAUCCCCCACGCCAUCGAGGACGUGCCGCACGUAGAAGACCCCGGUAUUAACAUCCCAGAUCAAACUGUAAUUAAGAAAGGCCCCGUGUCCCUCUCCAAGUCUAACAACAACGCCGUCUCCUCCAUCCCCAUCAACAAGGACGCGCUCUUCGGCGGGGUGGUGAACCCCAACGAGGUCUUCUGCUCGGUGCCGGGCCGCCUCUCGCUGCUCAGCUCCACCUCCAAGUACAAGGUCACGGUGGCGGAAGUGCAGAGACGCCUGUCGCCGCCCGAGUGCCUCAACGCCUCCCUGCUGGGCGGAGUGCUCCGGAGGGCAAAGUCUAAAAAUGGAGGGAGAUCUCUGAGGGAGAAACUGGACAAAAUAGGACUAAACCUGCCAGCCGGGAGGCGUAAAGCUGCUAACGUUACCUUGCUCACAUCACUCGUGGAGGGAGAAGCAGUGCAUCUAGCUAGAGAUUUUGGGUAUGUUUGUGAGACAGAAUUUCCUGCCAAAGCAGUAGCUGAAUUUCUCAACCGACAACAUUCCGAUCCAAACGAGCAAGUCACAAGAAAAAACAUGCUUCUAGCUACAAAACAGAUCUGUAAAGAGUUCACCGACCUGCUGGCUCAGGACCGAUCUCCCCUGGGGAACUCGCGGCCCAACCCCAUUUUGGAGCCGGGCAUCCAGAGCUGCCUGACCCACUUCAACCUCAUCUCGCACGGCUUUGGGAGCCCGGCGGUGUGUGCUGCCGUCACUGCCCUGCAGAACUAUCUCACUGAGGCGCUCAAGGCCAUGGACAAAAUGUACCUCAGCAACAACCCCAACAGCCACACAGACAACAGCACCAAAAGCGGCGACAAAGAGGAGAAGCACCGAAAGUGAGGAUCCCCCCUCCCACACACUCCUCUCCCUUCCCCCUCAUAGCGCAUCGAUCUAUUCAUCUCCCUCCUCCCUCUCCCCGGCACCCAGCACCCCAGGCUACAGCAACAGAAUGAGCGUCCUUCUGCCAGUCCUGUUCUCUGACUCUGCAGGACUGCUCUGUCCUCUCUCCACACCCCUUCCCAGCAUCCACAUUUCCAUUUGCUCCUGCUUAAGUUUCCCCCCUCUUCCCACUGCCACCAUCGUUUUACCCCAGUUUGGAGCCUAAGAGAACAGAACAGGGGGACGGAGCCAGCAAA
Corvus hawaiiensis (hawaiian crow) is the source of this 1889-nucleotide messenger RNA. It is a transcript of the gene TFAP2A, whose product is annotated as transcription factor AP-2 alpha. Gene Ontology annotation, cellular component: nucleus. Gene Ontology annotation, biological process: regulation of transcription by RNA polymerase II; regulation of cell population proliferation; anatomical structure development. The record is from RefSeq and is a predicted model, not a curated record. Lineage: Eukaryota; Metazoa; Chordata; Aves; Passeriformes; Corvidae. Gene Ontology annotation, molecular function: DNA-binding transcription factor activity, RNA polymerase II-specific; RNA polymerase II transcription regulatory region sequence-specific DNA binding. The transcript has 7 exons. Bases 274 to 1593 code for a protein of 439 amino acids.